Messenger RNA from Bemisia tabaci, 5226 nucleotides. Its product is annotated as sphingosine-1-phosphate phosphatase 2. Gene Ontology annotation, cellular component: endoplasmic reticulum membrane. The record is from RefSeq and is a predicted model, not a curated record. Gene Ontology annotation, molecular function: sphingosine-1-phosphate phosphatase activity. Gene Ontology annotation, biological process: sphingosine metabolic process. Lineage: Eukaryota; Metazoa; Arthropoda; Insecta; Hemiptera; Aleyrodidae.
AUAAACAAUCUGUCGGCAAUUAGCAAUUUUUUGUUUGCUUUUACGUAAUUGUAGUCCUCAAUGUUAUCUUUAGUCUUCGAAUGUGGAAUUUGUACGGAAGUGAUACUCGUAAAGUGUGCCUUUUAAACUCUGGCAAAAACAUAUCGUCGCGCCAAGGACUUCAGAAGUAGUAACCGACUUAUUCCUGAGGAGCGCCGUCGAUGAACUCCGUCUUCUCUCCCGGAAUAUCAUCUUUCUUCAAGUAUUGCUCAAGUGUGUCAACCAAUCGUGUCAAAAUCUCCUUUUUUAAUACCUUCACCAGUCAUAGUUUUAAUCGUUUUUGGUGGUUUCCUUUUUCCUUGUUGUAAGCAGCGAAUCAGAAAGGUAUUCAGUCCUUUAGUCGGCAGUCAUGGAUCACCUAACCGACCUAAAAUUCAGAACCACCGAUCAGUCAAAUUCCUUAUUCUUUUAUUUAUGUGCAGUCAUUUUGUGUCCUUAAGUUUGCUAUGUCGUGUACAAGUUUGAUGGAAAUGUGGGGCGCGAUUGAACAUCUGAAGGACCCUAAUCUCGUUGCUUGUGUCCAGCGAUAUUUUGGAGUACAGCCUGUUCCUAAGUCAAAUUAUGAGAACAGCAGUAACGGUUCCAGUCCAAAUGAUCCCAACAACACCGUAUCCACUCAGUCAGAAACCAAGAAGUACAAUAUUACAAACAGAUGGUGGUACAUUAUUUUCCUGGUCAGCACUCACCUUGGAGACGAAUUAUUCUAUGCCCUAUUCUUUUCAUUUAUGUUCUGGAAUGUGGACGCCGUUGUGGCUAGAAGCAUCCUUUUCAUCUGGUGCAUCAGUUUGUCGUCAGGACAAGCCAUGAAAGACUACAUCAAGUGGCCAAGGCCACCCUACCCACCAGUUUACUGUCUCCAGAAGAAAUGGGCUCAAGAAUAUGGGAUGCCAUCUACACACGCAGUCAUUGGGGUUACGAUCCCUUUUUCAUUAUUAUACUUCUCGUCGCAAAGAUAUCAGUGCAACAUUUCCUACGGAAUUUUCCUAGCGCUCUUAUUUUGUGGAAUGGUAUGCCUAAGCCGGCUGUAUCUGGGCAUGCAUUCUGUCUUGGACAUUGUGGCAGGACUGAUUCUAGGUGCUUUUUUUCUCUUGAUGUUUCUACCACUGCCAGAGCUUCUUGAUCAGUUCCUUUUGACGAACCCAUGGUCACCAGUAACACUAUUACUUGUGAGCAGUUUAUGCGUUGCUCUGUACCCAUCCAGUAUUUAUUCACUCACACGACAAGAUACAGCAGUGGUCCUCGGUGCUACUGCCGGACUGUACAUUGGACUGUGGACAAGUCACCAUUUGAAUCCUGUUUUACCGCUUCCUUCUAAUAGUUUGCCUGUGUCAACUUUAAAGAAUGUGGGGCUGGCAGUGGAGCGUACAGUGAUAGGAUGUUCAGUUAUAUUCAUUUUCAGAACAUGCUUCAAAUCUGCUUAUCGGUUUAUUUUGAGUCUGGUGUCUGGCCCUAAAAUGUCGGCUCCUUUGUUUUUAGUUUUAAGUUUUUACUAUGUGCUAUACUUCAUGGUCGGCUUCCAUAUCACAUUUUUGAUUCCUCAUUUGUUUAGAUAUUUAGGUAUCGAACGCUCUUCAUAUCUCAAAGAAAUUUGAACAUUUCUUCCCUAAGUUUUUUUUAGAAAAUUUCUCGCCCAACUGUACUAGUGAAUCAUUAAUGGAAUGUUAUAAGGCAAAUUAGUGUUUCACUCCUUGCUUCACCAGCUAGUUUGAUGGGUCUCGGGAAAAUUUUUGUCAAUCUUCAAGAAUAUCUCCAAAAAAUCCUUAAAAAUCGUUGUUUUGCCACUCCGUUGAAGGAAAUGAACGCAGGAGGUACCUACUAGAUAAAAGGAGCUUUGAUAGUGGAAAAACUGUCUGGAAUUGAAUAUUCAUUUUAUGUAUCAGGAAAUGAAAACCUUCCUUCCUGAGUUUUUUUUUUUUUGUCAUCAAAUAGGUAUUUUUUAGUUCCAGCUUGUCUCCUCCAAAAAUUCAAAAUGCAACACAUAAGAGUUAAGAGAUGUGGUUUUAUUCACCAGGAAGAUGCGACUUGCAGUGUUCGUCUUCGUUUGGAACUCUUGAGUAUUUAUUUCUUGUGAAUAGAAAAAAAAUUAUGCUGUAUGCUGACUGAAUGAUAACUUUCAUUGCUUAAUUUGUGACCAGUAAGUAUAAUAGUGCGUAGUAAAAUUCUAAUUCGACAAAUAUCUGCGAAAAUUAAAACUAGUCAUAUCGUUUUUUGCUGGAAGUUAAAAUUUCAAUGUAUUAUGUAUUAUUGUAGAGCACGAUUUAAGCAGCAAAAAUUAUUGAUUUCAACUCGAAACCAAGAUACUAACGUUUAUAUUCAGCAUUGGUUACGAGAAAUUUGAUUUUCUCGCUCACAUGAAAAACCAGAGUUGAUUUGAAUCAAAUUGCACACCACAACGGUUUUGGUAGGUUUGUCAAUUGGACAUAUUUCUACCAUACAGAACUAUGUACAUUAUGAUGUGAGCCCUGUUAUGCAUGUAUCCUUAUGGCUCUCAGGGCUCAUGUCUUUGUGCACAUAGUUCUGUUUGGCAGAAAUACGUUCAAUUGAGCAAUAUUACCUCACUGCUCUGUGUUGCUCAAAGUGUAAUAGCUGAGCCAAAGCGCUAGUACUGAGGUUGUCAUAUCUUCAUACUGCGAAAACCGUCAUGAUAAUGUUUAUAAGGCGAAUUAACUCAAGUGGAUUAUUGUUUUUUCUAUGAGCGGGAAGUUUGAAUUUAUGCAUCAAAGAACCUAACAUUUUGGUUAAGAGCUAUUCCCAGUCAUUAUUGCUAAACAAUAUGCGUUCUACAUGAAAGUUUAAAGAGAAAACAUUCAGGAUGUUUGAUUUUCGCUUCUUGUUCAGCGGUUCAUCAUGUUGAUCCAUUCAGUCUCAAUCCUGAUUAAUUGAAAAAUCCUCUUAGCAUCAGAACCUCUCAUAAUUCACUAAUUCUUAUGGUAAACCAUAUUUGAUCGCAAAAAUUUGCCUGUUGUCUUAUCGAACUUUGUAGACUCAGUUUCUUCUAAUUCUAAACUUGAUAAAUGUAAAUUUGAUUAUUGCCUAGGUAACAUAGUUAAUUUUUUUUCUCCUGGUUCUCUUGUUGGAGUAUAAUGUAUCGCCGAGUAUACUAUUUAAUAAUGUAAAGAUAUCAUUUAAAUUUAGUAAAAUUGUUUAAUUUAGAUAAAAGUUUUGCACAGUAGGUCAAGUUUCAUCAUAGCAAUGAAUAGUAAAAGUUUUACCAUUCAUUUUGCUUCUAUUAGCACAUAUGUACUUGCUCAUCAGUUUUCUGUACAGAAGUGAAAGUUUUUCAUGUGACCCAAAAAAGGUGUGGGCAUAUUACUCUGGAUUGCUCAGCGCAGGGACUGAAACCUUAAUAAAUUAAGGUGAUGUCCUCAAGUAAUUGAAAAAUCGCCAAAGAUCUUUUUUUUUUAAAAUUUAGGGAUUUUAAUUUGCUACUCUUACCAUUUUAUUUUUGAUCAUUUGCCCUUGUUGAGUCAACAUCUAACUUUAAGCCCUCCGAACUGAUCAAUUUUUUUUUGUGGUCCCUAUACCCUCAGCUUAAGCACUGAGCUAUUAAUAUUUACAUUCCUCUGGAUGCUGGUUUUUUGUUUUACUUCUCUAAGGAUACUCAGUUGGUUAUUGAUUUUAUUAUUGUUUUUAUUUUCCAUUGAGCACAAAAACCUAAUUAUUCUAGCCAACAGUGAGUAUUAAAGUGUAGCAUUCAACGCAAUUUGAAAGUCUCUCUGAAAGUAGAGAUUACCGAUCAUCUUCCUCAGAUCUUAUUUAAACUUGGUAUGGAGGUAGGGCAGACAGAAAUAACAAUCCACACUUCUUUCAGCUGCCAGUGCACUGUUGUUUGUGAGGUAUGAGUUUUUAAAGUUGUAAAGUUUUGCUAACGAAUUUUGGAGCUUUGUGUAGAGUCAACCAUGUGCGUUGCUUUAUAUACAGUCAAUAUGGCUUGUUGAUUGUAACAACUCAGAGACUCAAACAGAAAAAAUUAAAUUGCUGAUUUAACAAUUGAAUCGCUAAAAAAAGUGACUGCAAUGUUUCAAUGUAGAUUUCACAACACAAAAAUGCCACUUUAACCACUAUUGUAAGCUAAUUUAACCAUGCGGGUGGUUAAAGUAGCAUUUUUGUGUUGUGAAAUCUAUGUUGAAAUAUUGCUGUCCUUUUUUGUAGCAAUUUACUUUUUUCCGUGCAGUUACAAAACUCUUGGUUCAGGUCCAUGAGGUCCAGGUUCAGGGUUUGUUUUUAAGAAUUUAAAAAAAUUAGAAUGGCAAUUCUGUAUUUGUCAUUUUCCAUCAACACCAAGCAUAUCAUUGGCACUUUUUUUCGAAAUUAUUUCUUGUGCUGAAAACGAAAAUAAAAUGCAUCGAACAGUUUGUAAAAAAGAAGAAGAAAAAGAUUGAAAAAUAGAGAUACAUAUUUUCAAAACAUUUUCAUGAGAUAUUUUCGAAAAUGGUUUGCUAUUUAAAUUUUUUGAGGAAAACGAUAAGUAAGGAAUCACCAUCAUAACCCUCUCUAACUAAUACACUAUUAUCGUUAUUUUUAACUGUCAGCCAGUCACAGGACAUCCAUACAUAAUUUGAACCAGAUCUCAGGCGUACAGUCGGUAGCCUUCUCUCGUCUGAAAAUAAGCUUGCCAUUCUUGCUAUUCCAUUCUCUAGAUGACAUGCUCUGUGAUAAAUUCUGAUUUAACAUCACCAGCAAUUUUGAAAAAUUCAAUUAUUUCCUUAUCUUUAAGAUUUUCAUCUAGUCAAAGAAAAAAGUCAUUCAGCCUUCUUUUGUUGAACUUUAGAUAGUAAAUGAUCUCCGCCGGGACAAGUCUCAUCCUGCCUUUUACCUUGGGUUAAAGUUGCAGUCAGGAGGCUAGGGGCCCCCACAGGAGAAAGUUUUGUGAAAGGUCUUGAUGUUUUGUCAUGAAAUAGCUAAGUAAACCAAUGUUUCCAAUUUGUCUUUUGGGGAAUCACCAGUUCCUCCAAAGGGAAAAAUUGCCCCUACCACAGAAUUUUGAGUAGGACCUUGGUUUUUUCGAUGCGAAGAUCCCUUCAAUUGUUCAUCUUAUCUUCCAGUCUGUUGAAUCUACUUAUGCCAUUGUCUGGUUGUGAAUUAUUGUGCAUUUGUGUACAUUUAUUGACAUUCUUUAUAAGCCUUUAGUCUGUGCAAUAAAUUUUGUACGUUUUUAAAUAAAUGAAUUUCAGUUGAUUUACUCAA